Messenger RNA from Colias croceus (clouded yellow), 648 nucleotides. RefSeq lists its product as uncharacterized. NCBI's taxonomy places the organism in Eukaryota, Metazoa, Arthropoda, Insecta, Lepidoptera, Pieridae. The record is from RefSeq and is a predicted model, not a curated record. The coding region runs from base 1 to 648 and encodes 215 amino acids. The transcript has 4 exons.
AUGGCGACAAAUACGAAUGAGUUUCUUUCAAAUUACAUUGACGAAGAUUUUCAGUCAUCGCUACUGCCUUUACAAAUUUUGGAAACUAUAUUCCUUCACUCUAUGUACAGAGUUAAAAAUAACUUUAUUUACAAUAACAGCCUUUUAUAUUAUUGGAAUGAACGUUUGGAGUACUUGAGAAGCCACGAAGAUGAUAUUGGCAAGAGGGAUAGGGGAUGUCACGUUUACGAAUCAAUGUUCGUUAGUUACUUGGAUAUUUUGAGGGCGUACGAUUAUUAUAAGAAGAUAUUUCAAAUGCCGGUAAUAUUCAUGUACUUUAUUGAAAUCGAAAAGACAAUUCAAGUUGUUGUAUCCAUCUGGAUGCUGAAGAACCUAAUGAAUAUUAUUGUGCUUGUCAAAUCAUGUGAAGAAUUUUACAAAAAUAUCUUGAGUAUUGAUCAGGAAUGUACCUAUCGUAUGUCUAGUGAAAUCCCCGUUGGAGAGUCAAAACUAUACAAGAACAUAGUAAGAACUAACAAAGCGUCGUUCAGGAAGUACAUCCUAUACGGCCUCUUUACGUUAGACGCGACUUUACCCGUGGGUUUGGUCCAAACUGUUACCACUUAUGUUAUAGUGUUGUUACAAUUUGCAUUAAAUGAUCCAAAAUAA